Pelodiscus sinensis (Chinese soft-shelled turtle) is the source of this 5031-nucleotide messenger RNA. Lineage: Eukaryota; Metazoa; Chordata; Testudines; Trionychidae. The record is from RefSeq and is a predicted model, not a curated record.
ACCUAUAUUUCAUCUUGACCAAAGGUGACUGACGCAAGCACCUGCUGUUCCAACUUUUCACGUCCAGUCCAGCUUCACAGCAAUGAUGCCACCAUAUACUUGGAUCUCCAACAGAGACUCUACAGGGGUGGGUAAUUCACUGGUCCAGAAACGGUCUCCUCUACGUCGAAACCAGAAGACCCCAACAUCCUUGGCCAAACUAUCCUUACGGGAUGGAGAGAGAGCCAAAAAGCCAGUGUGUAAAUUUGAAGAAGGUCAGGAUGUCCUAGCGAGGUGGUCAGAUGGCUUGUUUUAUCUUGGAACUAUCAAAAAGAUAAACAAAUUGAAACAGAGCUGCUUUGUUAUAUUUGAAGAUAGUUCCAAAUCCUGGGUUCUCUGGAAGGAUAUACAAACAGGAGCCUCUGAGAGUGGGGAAAUGGUCUGUACGAUAUGUCAGGAGGAGUAUUCCGAAGCACCUAAUGAAAUGGUUAUAUGUGAUAAAUGUGGCCAAGGUUAUCAUCAGCUGUGUCACACACCAAAUAUUGAUUCCAGCGUGAUUGAUUCAGAUGAUAAAUGGCUCUGUCGACAGUGUGUUUUUGCAACAACAACAAAGAGGGGUGGCGCGCUAAAGAAAGGACCAAAUGCCAAAGCGCUACAAGUCAUGAAGCAAUCAUUACCGUACAAUGUAGCAGACCUUGAAUGGGAUGCAGGUCAUAAAACCAAUGUUCAACAAUGUUACUGCUACUGUGGAGGCCCUGGAGACUGGUAUUUAAAGAUGCUACAGUGCUGCAAAUGUAACCAGUGGUUUCAUGAGGCUUGUGUGCAGUGUCUCCAAAAGCCAAUGCUUUUUGGUGACAGGUUUUAUACAUUUGUUUGCUCAGUCUGCAGUUCUGGACCAGAGUACCUCAAACGUUUACCUUUGAGAUGGGUAGAUAUAGCACAUCUAUGCCUUUACAACCUCAGUGUUAUUCAUAAGAAGAAAUACUUUGAUUCAGAGCUUGAACUUAUGACAUACAUUAAUGAAAACUGGGAUAGAUUGCACCCUGGUGAGCUGGCAGAUACACCAAAAUCUGAAAGAUAUGAGCAUGUACUGGAAGCAUUAAAUGAUUACAAGACCAUGUUUAUGUCUGGAAAAGAGAUAAAGAAAAAGAAGCAUUUGUUUGGCUUGAGAAUUCGUGUUCCUCCUGUGCCACCAAAUGCUGCUUUAAAGGCGGAGAAAGAACCAGAGGGAACAUCUCAUGAGUUCAAAAUAAAAGGCAGAAAAUCAUCCAAACCCAUACCUGAUGCAAGGGAAAUAAGUAAUGGCAUUGAAAGACCAGGGAAGAAAAAAUCAGUAGGUCGUCCACCUGGCCCCUACACAAGAAAAAUGAUUCAAAAAAUUUCAGAGCCAUCUUCUUUGGAUAAGGAACCAGUUCCAGUGCUAGAGAACCCAGCCUUGGAUUUACCCUGCUCUGUUGGGAGAUCUGAUGGAACUGCUCAUUCAUCCAAUACCUCAGAUGUAGAAUCUACAGGUGCUGCCAGUACAAAAGAAACUACCUCAUCUAGCAUUUCCAGACAUUACAGUAGCUUAUCAGACUCCAGAAAAAGGACUCGGACAGGAAGAACUUGGCCUGCUGCAAUACCACAUUUGAGGAGAAGAGGUCGCUUUCCACGAAAAGCACUCCAGCCUCAGAAUUCAGAAAUUGUAAAAGAUGAUGACAACAAAGAAGAUUAUCAAUAUGAUGAACUCAAUACAGAGAUUCUUAAUAAUUUAGCAGAUCAGGAAAUACAGCUGAAUCAUCUAAAAAACUCAAUUACUAGUUAUUUUGGUGCAGCAGGUAGAAUAGCUUGUGGUGAAAAAUAUCGUGUUUUGGCUCGUCGGGUGACCCUUGAUGGAAAGGUGCAGUAUCUUGUGGAGUGGGAAGGAGCAACUGCAUCCUGACUGUAGGACUGAACAUUAUGUUCACUGCACUGCUAUCUGUAGAUACAGUUUUUUAACUUAGGGCUCUCAAGGAGACAGGUCUUUACUGUGUUUCUAAAAAAAGAACCAAUUUAGCCUUAAUAUGUACUUGUUAACAUUACAAAUAUUGUGAUACAGAUUUUUCUUAAAAUCAGAUCUGAUACUUAAAUUUUUUAAUGUGACCAUUGUUAGAUUGUUUUAGAUUGGGAUAUUUUGAGUUACAAUUGCUUACAGUGUGCAUGGUGUUUAAAAAAAAUAAGUUUUUUUUUCCCCCUAAACAUUCCAUGGAUACAAUUUUUUUGUGAUUGGGGAAAAUAUCUAGUUAGCACAAAUCUUUGGAGAAAUCUUGGUCUGUUUCUUAUCCAGAUGUUUUCAGAACUGUAUUUCUAUUACAAUACACUCUAGAUUUCAUAAAGUGCAGUGUAUAUAAUGACUACUGUAAAAUACUGAUUUUCUUUCAAGCAAAGUGUAAAAAAUAUAUUGAGCCUGUAAAUUGCUUUUUGACUAGACUUCAUUGUCUUUUUAAUAUAUUCUUUCUGUGUGUAUGUGUGUGUGCGCGUGUGUAUAAAUACACACUAUAUAUACACAUGUAUGUGUAUAUAUGUGUGAUUGUGACCUAUGCAAUACAGAUUAUGGGAUUGGGCAGCUUCUGAGUGUAUGUCCCAUAAUUCUUUUAUCAGGAAUAGUUGCAGUAUUUACACAGCAGCAUUUCUUCUCAGGCGAUAUUGCGUGCUGUUGCUUUCUAUGUACUAAGGAAAAGUGUCAAACCAGUGCAGUGUCUUCUGGCAAUGGGUGCAGUCUUUGAUGUUCAUAUGUUCUUGCUAAUACAGUCAGUCAUUUUCCUUGUAAAUCAGCUAUUCAAAACAAAGCAGGAUUUAAAUUUUUUUGAAUAAGGACUCUAUUAGAAGCAACACUUUAAAGUUUUUGUGGCACAUUGAUUGUAAAUUUUGUCUCCCAAUUAUAAAAAUAAGUCAACAGAAGCUACACACAUAAGAUUCCUAUAAUGUCUGUAGUAAUUGUUAGUCUGUUUGAUAAAUGUAGAAUGAACAAAGUAUUUUAUUGCACAGGGUCAACAAACAGUAUGUUGCCAUUUGAAGUAACAGUACUGCUUUUAUAACAACUUUACCUCUUUUGUUUUUAUAAAAUGUACCAAGUUUUAAAUUGAUAACUUUAUUUUACGUGUAAAGAGACAGUUUAUCACCAGUGUUAGAUGUAUUUUUCUUUGUCUGCUAUUUUGAGGGUUUUUUAGCCAAAGAGUAAACAGAAGAAUAUUGUUAUUUUGGUGGUUAUUCACUUUACUGUCUUUCUUACAUACUUGGAGUUUGCCACCUAAAUAAUAUUAUGUAAUAUUUGUUAAUUACAUACUGGUUUAAAUGUACUCUCUGGUUUAGUACUUAUUUAUUCCAUUACAUAUUUGACUUUUUUAAAUUUACUGCCUGUCUUGAACAUCUUCAAAAGAUGGAUUUUUCUGUCACCUUAUUGCCAAAGGAAGCAGAGAAAAUUUUGUUGCCCUGUGCUUGGUCCAUUGUUGGCCAGGUAAUAAAUGAGCUUUACAAAAGUGCUAAUUAACAUCUGCCACUUCUGUUUACCUUCACUAAAAUGUGAUUUUUCUCACAUACACCCUCAGCUAUUAAUUUAAAGUUGCCUUGUCUGUAGCUGUAAUAUUUUGAUAAAAGCAAGUUUGUUGAUUUUUGAAUUUUUAUAUCUUGGGGUAAUGCAAAAUGUAAAGCCUUUGUAACCUUACUUUCACAUCUGUUUCUGUCUUCUUUCACUUUAUCCAAAUCCUUUAAUUCUAACUGAACACCAGCAGUAUUCUCAGUGAUGCUUCUUUUUGAAGAUUAAUACUGGAAUAUACAUGGGGGAAGGGAAAGGGAAAAGAAAACAAUAAUUGUCAAACUUAAAAUGUCCAUAGACUUAAUUAUUGUGAAUGUCUUUGUUUCAUUUUAUUAUGAUGAUUGACAUGACUCUGAUGUUCAGUUUGUAUUUUUGGAAUUGCAUUUCUUAGAAUUAAAAAAGACCGACAUUAAAUGUGUGUAUUUUUUGAGAGAAUGAGUUUUGCUUCUGCAUUCAUGUGAAAUACAUACUAGUACUUUACACUUUUUUCCGUGUCGUCUGUCAAACUAUAACCAUGCCUCUAACUUUUUUUGAGCUUGUUGUCUUCCACGUACACGCAGAAUUGAGUAAUGUAGAAUGAACAAAGUAAUUGUAUUGCACAGGGUCUCAACAAGCAGUAUGUUGCCGUUAUUUGAACCCUGAAAGAAUUCAGUAUGCCCAGGGAAUGUUUUGAUCCUUCCAGUUUGCAUUGUGGUACUCUUUGCAUCUUCCUUAUAUGAAUCUAUUUAUGAUCAUGGAUUGUUAGAAGGAAAAGACAAAGAUCACUGUGUGGCAACAAUUUGAUUGUAGUGUGACUUAUCAGUCAUUGUUUUGGUUUACACAGGGCUAAGCAUAACCUUUCAUAUUGACUGAUUUCACAACUCUCAACCCAGGUUAUCUGAUUAAUAUUUUGUCCUUAUUUAUCCAUUUGUAUUACCGUAGUGGUCAGAGAGUAGAGCUCUAUUGUACUAGACUUUGUACAAACAUAACAAAGACCUUGCUUUGAGAAGUAUAUUGGCCAGUGUGGGGGAAAAAAAAGCAGUCACAGCAAAACAGCUACCUAACUGUUGUCAAAUUUUAUGUAGGCAUCUCAACAGAAAGGAGUUUUAAGGAAAGUUCUGAAAGAAUACAAGGAAUUUACUUUGAAAAUAUUUAUGGGAAGCUCCUCUCAUUUACAGUGGUGGUCAAAGGGGCUUGUUAGAAAAUUUUAAAAAUGGAUAAUCAAGGCUGUUAUCAUUUGUGAAAUUAAGCCAGGGAUUGACAUCCAGUUACCACAUUAGAGAUGAUAGGGCAGAAAUAAGUCAUAUAGAACACAGGUAAUUUGUAUUUGUCGUCUAGGACAAGCAAGUGGGGGAAUGCAAAGAGAAAGUUGACAUGGUUGAAGUAAUAGUCUAGGAAAGACUUUUGCAGUAGAAUUUUGAAUGGAGGUAAAUGGUGCAAAAUGGGAUUUGUCAGGCUCGGAAAGGAUGAGGCUAUAGCCAUUGAGGCACAAGUGAGGGUUUUGACAAGAGAUGUAGCUG